AUGAGGGGUAGCGUCGCUGGUGGGGUGUCCUUAGGGGCUCAUUUGGUCUGCGCCAGGGUGGCCGGGCUCACGGACAAACAACGCGCGAUGUGUCGGUCGUCACCAGCGGCGAUUGCCGCCGUAGGUGAUGGUCUGAGGAUGGCGUACACAGAGUGCCGGGAGCAGCUCAGCGGCUACAGGUGGAACUGUUCAGGAGUUGGGGACGGCAACGAUUUCGGACACGUCAUGCCUCUGGCGACGCGCGAAGCAGCGUUCACCUACGCGAUAACCUCCGCUGGAGUAACUCACGCCCUCAGCUCGGCGUGCGCCAGGGGCGACCUUCCCGCUUGCCACUGCAACACCAACAGGAGGCGGGUCAGCGGCCCUUCAGAGCAGUUCCAGUGGGGCGGCUGCGGGGAGGCGGCGUACGGAAUGAGGUUCGCGCGGCGCUUUCUAGACGCCAGAGAGCUGGAGGCGGACGCCAGGAGCCUCAUGAACCUACACAACAACCGCGUCGGCCGGAAGCUAGUGAAGGACUUGGUUCGUCGCGAGUGCAAGUGCCACGGCGUGUCCGGUUCGUGUGCGCUGCGCACGUGCUGGCGCGCGCUGCCGCCUUUCCGGACGGUCGCCGCCGCCCUUAGGGACCGCUACCACCGCGCCAAGAUGGUCACCGUCCACCCGCCACCCGCCACGCAUGCGCCGCACACCCACCUCGUCAUACGCAGGCCUAGGCAGAACGCCGGUGUCGGCCGACAGCCCCGGAAAUCGGAGCUGGUUUACCUCGAACCCUCGCCUUCGUAUUGCGAACCGGAUCCUGUAUCAGGCUCGCUGGGAACCCACGGCCGCCAUUGCAACAGGACGUCUAAAGGCGAGAUCAGCUGCGAGAGUCUGUGCUGCGGCCGCGGCUACAGCACGGUGCGGAAGGUCGAGGAGACCAAGUGCCGCUGCCAGUUCCACUGGUGCUGCCGCGUCAGCUGCGAGAAGUGCCUCAGCCGCACUGAAACGCACGUGUGCAAC
Iphiclides podalirius (scarce swallowtail) is the source of this 996-nucleotide messenger RNA. The record is from the annotation of a GenBank genome assembly. Lineage: Eukaryota; Metazoa; Arthropoda; Insecta; Lepidoptera; Papilionidae.